GGGAGUAGUACUGACUGUCACUCAGUCCCCGGGCGGGCCUAGAUAAGCUGGCUCCCAAUUCUUUCCGCCAUGCGUUACUGUACCAAUGGCUCCCCACCUCCUGGCCGUGGCCGUGGCCGUGGCGGCCAUCAUCGCCACCGUCUCGUUGCUGGCGCCCGGCGCCGCUGCCUACCCGUGGCCAGUUUGUGGGACGAGCAACGACUUCGAGCCCAACAGCACAUACCAGGCCAACCUCAACCUCCUCGCCGCCAUGCUGCCCAACAACGUGUCCGCAUCCCCGGUCCUCUACGCCACCGCCGUCGUCGGCGCCGUCCCGGAGCAGGUCUGGGGCAUGGGACUCUGCCGCGGCGACGCCAACGCCAGCAGCUGCCUCGCCUGCCUCACCCAGGCGUUCCAGGACCUGCCCAACGACUGCUCCUACAACAAGGACGCCGCCAUCUACUACGACCCCUGCACCCUCCACUACUCCGACGUCCACACCCUCGCCGACGACGACACCGGCCCGACGACCAUGUCGUACAACAUCAACAACAACGCCAACGUCACCUCGGACCCGGCCCGGUUCGAGCGCCUCCUCGCCGCCCUCGUCAACGCCACCGCCGAGCACGCCGCGUCCAACUCCACCCGGCGAUUCGCCACGGGGGAGGCCGACGCCGACUUCGACCGGCAGUUCCCCAAGGUGUACGCGCUGGCGCAGUGCACGCCGGACCAGACGCCGGCGCAGUGCCGCAAGUGCCUCGCCGGCCUCAUAUCGCAGUCGCUGGACGGGUUCCAGAACAACAUCGGAGGCAGGGUGCUCUGGGUCAACUGCACCUGGCGGUACGAGACCUCGCCCUUCUUCAAUGGACCGGCCAUGGUGCGCCUGGCAUCGUCGUCGAGCCCUCCGGCAGCGGCAGCGGCAGGUGGAGGGGAGAGGAAGUACAGCGUGUUCAUCGUGGUUCUUGCAGUUGUGCUGCCCACUCUAGCUGCCCUGAAUCUUGUGUUUUGCUUCUGUUUCUGGCGGCGGCCAGCACCACAGGCAAAGCAGUCACAGCCCAUGUAUUCCACCGAAGCAGAGGACGUGGAAACGGUGGACUCCAUGAUGAUCGACGUCUCCGCCCUGCGAGCCGCAACAGGGAAUUUCGACGAGAGCAACAAGCUCGGCGAAGGCGGGUUUGGCGCGGUGUACAAGGUAAGCUGCUGGCGCACCGGUGUGUCAUUUGUUCAGGGCGUCCUCCCGGACGGCGACGAGAUAGCGGUGAAGCGUCUGUCGAAGAGCUCGACGCAGGGAGUGGAGGAGCUGAAGAACGAGCUCGCGCUGGUCGCCAGGCUGAGGCACAGGAACCUCGUCAGGCUCGUCGGCGUGUGCCUGGAGCAGCAAGAACGGCUGCUCGUCUACGAGUUUGUCCCCAACCGGAGCCUCGACCUGGUACUCUUCGGUACCGACACGCGUGAGCCGCUCAGCUGGGAGCAGAGGUACAGGAUCAUAAACGGCAUCGCUCGAGGCCUGCAGUACCUCCACGAGGACUCCCAGCUCAAGGUAGUCCACCGUGAUCUCAAGGCCAGCAACAUCCUGCUAGACGUGGAGAUGAACCCCAAGAUCUCAGAUUUCGGCCUCGCGAGGAUCUUCGGCCGGGACCAGACGCAGGCCGUCACCAGCCGCGUUGUCGGAACCUAUGGGUACCUAGCACCAGAAUACCUGAUGCGCGGGAACUACUCCGUGAAAUCGGACGCCUUCAGCUUCGGCGUCAUGGUGCUGGAGAUCGUCACCGGGAGGAAGAACAACGGCAGCUCCCACAAGUCCGGAGACCUCUUGACCACCGUAUGGGAGCACUGGGAGGCCGGGACGGUGGCGGAGCUGGUGGACCCGUCCCUGGGCGGAAGCUUCCCGGAGGGCGACGUGCUGAGGUGCAUCCACAUCGGUCUGCUCUGCGUCCAGGGGGACCCCGCUGCCCGCCCGGUGAUGUCGUCCGUCGUGACGAUGCUUGGAACCGACACGGUCACCCUCCAGGCUCCAUCCAAGCCGGGAUUCUUCGCCAGAAAGAGUGGCACUAGCACGACCGUGUCCGCUGAUGAUGGGUCGAUUUAGAGAUUGCCACUAGAGUACAGAGUUGCCAGAAAGAGUAGCUCCUUUUUUUAACGAUAGCCAUCUCUAUCGCUAAUAAGAUCCUGCGUUUUAUUAGUAUGGGAGGCAUGGGAUUAUUGAAGGUCUCCUUGACUCUAAAGAAAAUGUCUUAGGACAGACUUGAGCCUAAACGUCUUUGUUCAACCAAAACUUUCUAAACCCUUCCCAUUUUGAUUGCACUGUUUUCUCA
This is a messenger RNA of Zea mays, 2294 nucleotides long. RefSeq lists its product as uncharacterized. Gene Ontology annotation, molecular function: ATP binding; protein serine/threonine kinase activity. Gene Ontology annotation, biological process: protein phosphorylation. The record is from RefSeq and is a predicted model, not a curated record. Gene Ontology annotation, cellular component: plasma membrane. The transcript has 6 exons. The coding region runs from base 86 to 2068 and encodes 660 amino acids. Lineage: Eukaryota; Viridiplantae; Streptophyta; Magnoliopsida; Poales; Poaceae.